UGUGCUUUGGAAUUAUCUCGUACAAUGCACUUCGAUUCGUGUAAUGUAGGUUUGACUUACAGUUAGUGGUGGACCGGUUCUGCGAGUUCGUUUAAUUUUAAUGAAAACUACGUAACGUUUGAAAACUUUAUACCGAAUACGUUUGUUUAUAUUUUUGAAUUAGGGUAAGUUAUUUUUAUUUUUUGGUGAUUUUUUUGUUGUUGUUGUGAAUAUUGGUGAAUUGUAGAAAUAAGUGUCGAAGAUUUCUCGAUAGGUAAGAUAUCAAAAUGCCAAACUAUUCGGAUAACGAAGAAGAAAUUGGAGAUCUGGAUGAUGUGAUGGCGGAUUUAGAUUUAGAGACCAUUCCACCCGAAGUUGAAGAAUAUGCUAAGACUGAAUUGGGAGAAACCGAGGAAAUCAAAACUAGAACUAUUUCAGAAUUACAAGAUAUGAUUUAUGAAAAAGCCGAUAUAACGCCACAUAGGAUGGACGAUGAAUUUCUUCUACGUUUUUUAAGAGCAAGAAAUUACAGAGUUGAAUCAGCAUUUCGAUUGUUCGUGAAUUAUCAUAAUUUUCGAGAAAACAAUCCAGAGUAUUACAAGGAUGUGAAUCCGUUAGAUUUGGGAUUUAUCGGAGAUGCUGAUAUUUUAAGCGUAUUACCUUACAGAGAUCAAAAUGGAAGAAGGAUAAUGAUUUUUAGAUUAGGUAAUUGGAAUCCGAAUGAUUUCGAUAUGGAUGAAAUUUUCAAAGCAGCUCUGGCUGUUUUGGAACUCGGAAUUCUAGAACCCAGAGCCCAAAUUUUAGGCGGUCUUGUGAUCUUCGACCUUGAAAAUUUCGGUCUCCAGCAAGCCUGGCAUGUAACACCAUCAGUAGCUUCGAAAGUUUUGGAUCUGAUGGGAGUGAGUUUCCCUAUGAAAACAACCGCAAUUCAUAUCAUCAACAGUACUUGGGUAUUCGAUAUGGUUUUCGCAGUCUUUAAACAAUUUUUAAACACGAGAUACUACGACUUAAUUCAUAACCACGGUAAUGACGUAGAAUCAUUGCAUAAUUUUAUUGAACCGAAAUAUCUGCCAAAACGAUACGGUGGAAUUAGGCCAGAUUAUCCAUAUCGCGAAUGGUUCAAAAAUCUUUCAUGCAAUCCACUCAUCGUCAAAGAAAUGAAAAGCUUGGGUUAUAAUCGAAAAGAAGAUAGUGAAGGUAGUGAAGCUGAAGAAUGUUAAUUUAAUUGAAAUAAAACGUAAAUAAAUUUAAAAUAAUCAAGUACAUUUUUUAAAUUUAAUUAUUGCUCAAAAGAUUACGAACGUGUUUUAAAGCUUUUUACUAUCGUCUCGUAUUGUUUAUAGUGAAGUGGAAAAUGUGAUUAUAAAAUAGUUUUAUAAUAGUUUAUCGGAUGCAAUUUUUUUACGCUUAAUUAUUUAUAUAGAGCAUCACUUUUUGUAAAUGUAGUAUACGAAAAUUUAUUUAAAUAUAAUUUCAUUAAAUGAA
Messenger RNA from Planococcus citri (citrus mealybug), 1464 nucleotides. RefSeq names its product alpha-tocopherol transfer protein-like. Gene Ontology annotation, cellular component: membrane. The record is from RefSeq and is a predicted model, not a curated record. Gene Ontology annotation, molecular function: phosphatidylinositol bisphosphate binding. NCBI's taxonomy places the organism in Eukaryota, Metazoa, Arthropoda, Insecta, Hemiptera, Pseudococcidae. Bases 267 to 1199 code for a protein of 310 amino acids. The transcript is spliced from 8 exons.